AUGGUGGGCUCAUCUGCUAAAGAAUCUGCGAGUGACUCUGCAUCGUCGAAACCGCGCAUAAAUUCUCCCCCCUCGAAGCGACCUAGAGACUCUGGUGACGACGACGACAUCGAUGCCUCCAACAUUGUAACCCCUCGGCCCAAGCACCCUCAAUACAAGCCCGCCUCAUCCGUGUCCUCUUACGCGUCCUCGUCCAUGGCAUCCAAGGCGUCGCGGACCAGCUCGCCCACGAAACAAAUCCUCCAAGCCGAGCUGCAGACAAUGGGCUUUUGCCAAGCAACCUUUGCAAGCGACCCUCUGCCACGGACGCUGGCGUCUCUCCGCCGCGAUCUGAGAUCGACAUGA
Molecule: messenger RNA, 345 nt
Organism: Clonostachys solani
Lineage: Eukaryota; Fungi; Ascomycota; Sordariomycetes; Hypocreales; Bionectriaceae
Source: the annotation of a GenBank genome assembly